AUGGAUGUAAGUGUAGAAGAGGAGCAACCCGGGAGGAGUAUGCCAAUACCGAGUCGUGCAAGCGUCUACGCCGAGGUCAAUCAGCAGAAACCUCGUGAAUAUUGGGACUAUGAAUGUCAUAUGAUAGAAUGGGGUAAUAUAGACGAUUAUCAAUUAAUCAGGAAAUUAGGACGUGGCAAGUAUAGCGAAGUUUUCGAAGGUGUCAGAUCACCGUUAGAUGAAAAAUGUGUUAUCAAAAUUCUUAAGCCUGUUAAAAAGAAGAAAAUAAAGCGUGAAAUCAAGAUUUUGGAGAAUUUAAGAGGAGGAACAAAUAUUAUCACACUGCUGGAUGUUGUGAAGGAUCCUAUUUCUCGUACUCCAGCACUUGUUUUCGAAUAUGUCAAUAAUACUGAUUUCAAGCAGCUUUAUCAAACUCUGACUGAUUACGAUAUCCGUUAUUAUUUAUACGAAUUGUUGAAAGCCCUUGACUACUGUCAUUCGCAGGGCAUAAUGCAUCGGGAUGUUAAGCCACACAACGUUAUGAUCGACCAUGAAAAACGAACAUUAAGACUUAUUGAUUGGGGAUUGGCUGAGUUUUAUCAUCCGCGUCAAGAAUAUAAUGUGCGUGUUGCAUCGCGUUACUUCAAAGGUCCCGAACUUCUAGUUGAUUAUCAGUGUUAUGAUUAUUCACUCGAUAUGUGGAGUUUAGGCUGCAUGCUUGCGAGUAUGAUUUUUAGGAAGGAACCAUUCUUUCACGGUCAUGACAACUAUGAUCAGCUAGUGCGAAUUGCAAAAGUUUUGGGCACUGAAGAACUGUUUGAAUAUAUAGACAAAUAUCAGAUUGAUUUAGAUCCUCGAUUUAAUGAUAUUCUCGGCCGGCAUUCCAAGAAACGAUGGGAGCGUUUUGUACAUAGUGAAAAUCAGCAUCUGGUUUCUGCAGAAUCAGUAGAUUUUCUGGAUAAGUUGCUUCGCUAUGAUCACCAGGAACGACUCACUGCGAAAGAAGCUAUGCAACACCCGUACUUUUACCCUGUUGUUGAAAAUGAGCAGCACAGUAAGCAAGAUCUUAAUGCGUCUGCUGCUAAUUCUGGAACACCAGGCAAUCUAAGUGCACCAUUGGGAACUCCGCUUUUGAAUAACAGUGGUGUAGUAUCUUCACCUCCGGCUACCACUCAGUCGGCACAAUCCUGA
This is a messenger RNA of Brugia pahangi, 1170 nucleotides long. NCBI's taxonomy places the organism in Eukaryota, Metazoa, Nematoda, Chromadorea, Rhabditida, Onchocercidae. The record is from the annotation of a GenBank genome assembly.